Molecule: messenger RNA, 4616 nt
Organism: Cutaneotrichosporon oleaginosum
Lineage: Eukaryota; Fungi; Basidiomycota; Tremellomycetes; Trichosporonales; Trichosporonaceae
Biological process (GO): transmembrane transport
Cellular component (GO): membrane
Molecular function (GO): ABC-type transporter activity; ATP binding; ATP hydrolysis activity
Source: RefSeq, a predicted model, not a curated record
CUGGCCGCGGGCCUCGCGCACAUAGCUCACAUGCCCUUCCCGCGCCGCAUCCAUAUCGAGAAGCCCGGCGGCUGGAUCGCUGGCGCGCGCUGGAGUGCCGAUGCGCUCAUUCUCGCCCUCACUGUCGCAAGUCUGGCUCUACUCACCGCGACGCUCAUAUGGCGCCCCUUCCCCGCGCGCCUCCGGCCUGCUGACCUCGGCGGACUGGCUAACAUGCGUGUACACCGCGUGGCGUGCGUUGCCACCUUCCUCGCCGCCCUUGCCUCCAUCCUCCUCCACCUGGCCCCGGACGUCGUGUACACUCUAAUCACGAAGCGCAGCCCACCACCCGUCGAUGCAGCCACACUCCACACGGGCAGGAUCCAUCUCCUGACACUACUUGCGGCCUUCAUAAGCGCUGGGUGCAUGCGCCGCGGGCCGCGGCUGCGCGCACGCGAAGCCGGCUUGGGUUCAGGCUUCGGAAUUGCCCCCAGUCCCAGCAGUGAUUCGUUUGACUGGCGCAAGCUCUCGCUAGACAUGGACGACGACCCCAACAUGAUGCGCGUUAUUGACUAUGGCAACUCGAGCAUGCUGACCUUCCUCACGCUCGGUUACAGCUUCAGCCUUGCGAAGAAGAGUCUAGAGGUCGAAGCACUCCAGCAGUCUGAUCUACCUGUGCUGGAGGAGUGGGUCCGCAAGGGCGGCACGGAGCACCUUGUGCAUCUGACGCCGCAAGGCGAUAAUCUCGAGCCGGCCACCACGAUGGGACUCGUCAAGACCCUCUGGGCUGGCCGCGGUUGGACCAUCUUUAUCACGUUCGCAUUGGAGACGCUGAACGUCUUCGUCAACUAUAUCCAAAUCACUGCAAUCCACGAGGUCGUUGCGCACUUUGAAAGCGACGAUCCCGCGUACUCGUACCUCAUGUGCUGGGGCAUGCUUGUUGGCCAGGUGCUCGGCGUCACGCUUUCCGCGUAUCUUUGGGUGCGCGAAAACUACCUUCUGCACAAUCCUGUGCGCAUGACCAUGUCGUCUAUUCUUUACGCUAAGAUUCUUCGCUCCACAGACGUCAAGGCCAUGGAGGCACAGCACCUUACCUCUGACGAGGACCAGAAGGCCAACAAGGGCCGCGCACAAGUCAUGAAUCUCCUCACUAUCGACGUCAACACUGUUGCAUCAAUGGCAACGUACAUUUGGGGUAUUUCCAAUGGUAUCAUCCAACUUGUCAUCGGCCUCGUCUUCAUGUACAACAUGCUUGGUUCAGGCUCUGUCGUCGCGCUCAUCUUUGUUCCGAUAUUCGCACCUAUCUCAGCGUGGAUUGCCAAACGCAUCUACGAGUGCGACAAGGGUUGGGCUCGUGCACGUGACGGGCGGACAGGCGCUAUCAAGGAGUUCCUUGCAGGCAUUAAGGUUAUCAAGCUCAACGGCUUCGAGGACUACGAGUAUCGCCGGGUUGGCGGAUUGCGUGACAUUGAGACUUCUUGGCAGCGCUGGCGCUACACUCUGGGGACAUUCUUCAACGUCGUCGGCGACCUCCUUCCAGCCGUGGCCUGCACAGGCGCCUUCAUAUACUACACCAAGAUCCUUGGGCGCGAUCUUGAGCCUGCAACGGCUUUCGUCACCCUCGUCGUAUUCGCCAAGGUCAAGGCUGGUCUUGAUGUGUUCCCCAUGGCUAUCGAUGUUGUGCUCAAUUCCAAAGUUGCCUUGGAUCGGCUCAAGAACUAUCUCAACCAAGCUGAAGUCGACGUUAGCCCGGACGACGUGUCAGACGGCAUGAUCGCCAUCGACAACGCGACCGUCAGCUGGCCUGUCCCGGAGAAUGCGGUAAAUCCCUCCACUGAGCCACCCGCAAACACUUUCCGCCUGAAAGGAAUUUCGCUGUCUCUACCCCAGGGGAAGAUGACACUGGUAUGCGGUCCCCUCGGUGCCGGAAAGACUCUCUUCCUCCGUGCCCUCCUUGGAGAAGCUAAAGUUGAGAGCGGGCAUAUCAUCUCUCCGCGGUCUCCGGUCAACGCGACGCCGCUCGACUACCCCAAACUGCGCAUGCAGUGGACGGAUGAGAAGUGGCUUACCCCCACAGUUGCGUAUGCCCCGCAGAUGAGCUAUAUUCGUCACGGCAGCGUACGCGACAACAUCCUAUUCGGUCUGCCCUUCUGGAAGGACCGGUAUCUUGAGGUGCUUCGGCAGUGUUCGCUCGAGGCAGAUCUCACGCUCCUCGUUGAUGGUGACCGAACCGAGGUGGGCGAGAACGGUAUUAACCUCUCGGGUGGCCAAAAGGCGCGCAUCAACCUUGCCCGCUGCGUGUAUUCGCGAGCCCGCACAAUAUACCUUGACGAUGUGCUUAGCGCGGUCGACGCGCAUACCGCCCAGUACCUCAUCGACGAGUGUUUCCGCGGCAGGCUUCUAAGAGGCCGGACGGUCGUGCUAGUGAGCCACCACGUCGACCUCUGCCUCCCCGUAUCAGAUUAUGUGGUGGCUAUUGCCGAGGGAAGGGUUCAUCAGGCGUGUCAAGCGCGCAACGCACACCUGUCCUACCUCAUGAAGAUGAGCUCACCUGUCCAAGCGACAGAUGAGCUUCCACCCUCUCCGACGGUCAGAGCCCACGCGGAAGCUCUCCACGCGCUCGACACGCUCGUCCACCUCAAUGCCCGGACCGAGGUUGCCCCUGACGACGACGCCGCCCUGAUUAGGGAGAACGAGUUCGACGAGUUGCUCUCCGUAGGUAGCGAGCAGAUCGACCCCAAGGCUCGCCAGGUGUACACCAAGGAACACCAAGAGGUCGGGCAUGUGCGCUCGGGCCAUUACUGGCUCGUCAUCACCGCGGCCGGCGGGAUCGGGUACUGGGCCAUCUGGGUCUCGCUGUACGGCGGUACAAAGGCCCUGUCGUGGUCGCUCGACUACGUGCUCAAAAUCUGGACGGGUGACCCGCAUCCAAAGGUCCAUCUUGAUUAUUAUCUCAAAUUAUUCCUGAUCCUGAGGGGUGUGUGGGUCGUCGUCGGCGCCCUUAAGUGGGUAUGGCUGUACGGCGUCGGAAACGUGGGUUUCUACUCGGCUGGCACCAAGAAGAUACACCGCGACCUGUUCAAGACCAUCACAAAUGCGCCAUUGUCCUUCUUCGAGAGCACGCCGUCUGGGCGCUUGCUCAAUGUCUUCGCACAGGAUGUCAAGCGGCUGGACAGCCAGUCAGCCGACGAUUUUGGGCGCACCACAUCUGAGAUGCUCCGUGUUAUCGUAUCAGCCAUCACCGUCAGCUUCGAGGCUCCUGCAAUGCUCGUCGUGCUCAUCGCGUUCGGCACACCCCUUCUUUUCGUGACAAACAAGCUAGGCAAGCUGCGCUCCAACCUUCGCCGCCUUGCCGCCGUGUCUGACUCGCCGAUUAUCAGCCUGUACCACGACAGCAUAGACGGUGUGGUCAUGCUGCGAGCGUUUGGGCUCCCGGCCGCCAUGACGCAGGGCUUCCAAGUGCUCGCGAACCGCAGUCGCGUUGCGCAGACGUGGAACUGGAUCGUGUACAACUGGGUCCGCGCGGUUGUGCUCACACUGUCGUCCGUCUUCCUCACCGUCACGGGCUUCAUUCUCGUCGGACGCGACAUCUCUCCCGCACUUGCAGGUUUCAUUUUGAACUUUGCGGCACAGGUGUCCGUCACCAUGUUCUCAUUGCUUGAGCGUUUUAUCAUGCUCGAGCAGACGUUCGUCUCGGCAGAGCGCAUCAAUUACUACCUGCAGAACACGCCCCAGGAGCCAACGGGUGGGACUGUUCCGCCAGCCGAGUGGCCACAGAAGGGUGGCAUAACUGUGCGCGAUCUGAGCGUGCGCUAUGCCCCAGACCUGCCGGACGUGCUGCACGACGUUUCGUUCAAGAUCGAGCCAGGUCAGCGCGUCGGUCUCGUCGGCGCCACGGGCUCGGGGAAGAGCACCCUCGCGCUCUCCCUCUUCCGCGCGGUUGAGCCCACGGGUGGAAGCAUAGAGAUAGAUGGUCUCGACACGUCGACGCUGUCCCUUCGUGCCCUUCGCCAGCGCCUCAACAUGGUCGUGCAGGACGGCUCGCUGCCUGCAGGCACGCUGCGGAACGCACUCGACAUCUCGGGCGAGGCUGACGAUGCGGACGUGUACGAUGCACUCCGCCGGGUCCACCUGCUUCCGGAUGUGAUUACCGCCGAAGAGGUGCGGACUAACCCAUUCGCGAAUCUGGACACAUUUGUCGCGGCCGAGGGCGCCAACUUUUCCCAUGGGCAGCGGCAGCUGCUGUGUCUCGCUCGUGCAUUGCUGAAGAAGUCGCGCGUGCUGGUCAUGGAUGAAGCGACUUCUUCGGUCGACUUUGAGAUGGACGCCAAGAUAACGCAGACGAUCCGGGAGUGCUUUGCCGACACUACGAUGCUGGUGAUUGCGCACCGCCUCGCCACGAUCGUUGCUUAUGAUCGGGUGCUGGUGCUGGACCGCGGACGUGUGCUUGAGUACGACGAGCCGCUGGCGCUCAUGACACGGCCUUCAUCUGCCUUCCGCAGCCUGUGUAUGGCGCAGGGGGCGGACGAGUACGAGCGUCUGCUCAAGCUCGCAAGAAAGAAGUAGGAGGGGGUUGUAUGUAGGAAUAUUGGUAUCUGAGUCACGUGCAGGUGACCGAUGUGAGGAUGUGGAUUGGG